AUGAUAAUACUGCAGAGUAUUUUCCCAUCCCUUAUUUACAUUCUACUUUUUUUUUCAUACCUAAAUUUUGAGACUGUUGAAUCUAAGUUAAACAAUUUUGUGAAUGAUGACGAAAAAUUCGUGAAAAACAACUUUGGAAUAUCGAAUCCAUCAGAAAAUGGAAAAGACAUUUCUUCAAAUAAUGGAAUUAAUAAUGAUGACAAUUCGAAUGAUAAGAAAGAAAAUCAUGAGAAGCCAAACUUCUCCAUAAAUGAAAAGAAAAAGGAGGAGAAGGAAGAGGAAGAACAGAACGAAAAUGAAACAGAAACUUCUCCUUCUGACGAAUCAGGAAAUAAUGAAAAUUCCCAAGAUGAAUCUAUCAUUGAUGAAACUCCAAAUGGUGAUGUAGAAAUAAGAUUCGCAGCAAAUGAAAUAAAUGAGAGUAACAAUGAUAAAAACAUGGAGGAUGAAGUAGAUGUAGAUUCAGGAAAGAUCCAAAAUGAAGAUUCCAAUGAUGUUAGCAAUAGUGAUAAUAAUACUAGCGAUGUCGACAGUGGUGACAACAAUGCCAAGGAUGAUAUAGUGGAAGUAGACACACAGAAGAAGAAGAAAUACCCAGUAACCAUGAUGGAUGCUCCAGUUCUUGGACGCUUUCAUAUGCAUCCGUUACAAAAAAAAAUGAACGUAAACAGAUCUUUGAGUAAUUUAUUUAACCUGUUUGAAAAAACAAAUCCACAAAUAAAGAAUGUGAAUUAUUUUACGAAAGAACUACAAAACGAGUUUUCUUUUAAAAAUGGAUUAUAUUUUACCUCUACCAGUGUAAGAGAAUAUAACAAAAGAGUAGAUGCAAAUAAAUAUUCUUACAUAAAAUUACCAGAAAAUACAAUGAUUCUAGUUGUAACAGGAAAUAAAUUUUUCUUUCAAGAUUUGGUAUACUCACGCAAUAAAUAUAGUGCUAUAAAAAAAAAAUUUUCAUUUUUAAUGAAUACAAUAAUAAAUAAUUUAAAAAAAAAAUACUUUUUUAAAAAUUAUAACUAUCAAUAUUUAUAUAAAGAUGAUUCCUUUGCAUAUGACAAAAGUAAGAGAUUAUUAGACAUGGAACUAUUAGGAGAAUUAUCACAAGCUACGCAAACAAUCAUAGUAGAUGAAGAAAAACGAAAGAGAGUAACCAUGCAUAAAAUAUAUGGAGGAUGGUUCGAUUUCUUAGGAAUUGUAGUUGUCAAUGGGUAUGAUAUUACACAACUUGAAACUGUAGAAGAUUAUUCCAAAAAGACAGACAAAUUAGAUGUUAUUCCUAAACAUUUAAUGAAAGAAUUUAAACAACUUGUAAAUAAAAAACAUGAGGGAUAUGACAAUGGUUAUGUCGUAGGUUUGUGGAGAGAUUUUCCAAAUAAUAAAUUUGUCCCAUGGAGAUAUUCAGUUGAGUUGUUUCUAUGGGAUUUGUUGAACGUGCUACCCCACGAGUUACCACACCCAGCCAACUUGAUAAUGACAUAUAACGCCAAUAGUGAAGAUGCGGUAGAAGCGGUAGAAGCGGUAGAUGCGGUAGAAGCGACAGAAGCCGUAGAAGAGACAGAUGCAGAAGCUGGAAAGAAUGCUAACCAAAACGAAGAAACCAACACGAAGAGCGCCUCUAACGCCGCUGAAGGAAAAACGAAACGCACGAGGAAUGAAAUCCUGAAUUGGCACUUAGCUAUUCAGGAAAAAAUUUCAUCAUACCCAGGAUUUGAAGUAAAACUUGUUGCAGCCAAUGAUUACUUGAAAGCAAUUGGAUACAGCAAUGACUUAUUUGCUAGAUACUUCAACGCGAAAAAUGGAAAUACUUAUAUUUUUUUAAUAUUACUAAACAAGGACUUUUUCGUGGAUGAAAUUAUGCAAAAUGGAUCGAAUCAUUCUGACUAUGUUCAGGCAAAACAGGACUAUUUUAAUAAAAGAAUACAUGAAAUAUUAGAAGGACUGAAAAAACUUUUGCAAGAAUUAGAAGACGAAUUAUUCCCAGAUGAAGAAAAAAAUAAACCAGUUGUUACCUUUUACAAUUAUCUCGAAGAUGAAACAAAUUAUGAUAAAUUAAAUCCACAUAUUUUAGGAGAAAUCGCAGGAAUUACCAAACAUUUGAAAUGCGGAAAAAAAACAAACAAUGAUGAUGGUAGAUGCACAAAGGACAUAUCAAUGCAUUACAAAUAUGGUGGAUGGUUCGAAUUCGGAGGUGCUAUACAUGUCAAGAAUGUCAACUUUUUACCUACGAAAUAUGAAAAACAUGGUGAUUUUAUUAAAAAGGAGUAUGAAAAUGCUAUUUUAACACAAGCCAAUUGUAACUGCCAGAGUGCAGGACUCUGGAAAGAUCUACCUGCACAGGACAUGUCACCCUACAGAUACCCAAUCCAGGUAUUUGCAUUAGAAAAUCCGCAAUUUAAUCUUCUCAAUUUUAAGGAGACGCAUCCGUUCAUUGUAAUGGACAUUAUCAACAAGGGCUUACAAGCGUUGAAAGUUCAAUCAGAACAGCAGAAUGGAACAUUCGACAAUCGAAGUGAGCAAGCAAGUGAGGAAGCAAGCGGUUUAGCAGGCGAUGAAUCAAACAGUAAUAAUAAUCUGGUGCUAGCUAGCCAAACCAAGUUUAAUCUCAUGGCCAGAGAAUGCAUAGAAAAAGGGGACAUAAAAAAUCAACCAGUUGAAAAUACAGAAACAGCCACGGAUGCCGAAGAAACAGAACAAAAGAACCCCUCGCAUGUACAUUUAAAUGAUGACGCAUCAGAAGUAGAAACAGUAAGUAAUAAUAGUGAUAAUACAAGCGAUAAUGAAGAACAGGCAAUUGAUGAAAAUGAAUUUAUUUAUGAAAACGUUGAAUCAGAUGCAAGCACUAUUGAUGAAGAAAGAGAAUACACAGAUGACAAAUAUAAUGAAGAAGAUAUUGACAAGAAUGAUUAUAUACUGAUAAAUGAAACCACUUCCACAAAACCAGCAACAGAAGCUGAAGCAGAAGCUGAAGCGGAUGCAACAACAACCCAACAACCACUUGCUCAACCAGAAUAUGAAGCUGAUCCAAGUGCAAUUGAACAAUUAAAUAAUAAUGCGGAUGAUAAUAAUAAUACUAUCACACGUAAAGAAGAAGGGAACAAACACGAAAGCAUACUAUUCAGAGAUAUUACAAAAAAUCUAGGAAUCAGUGAAAUAACUGGAGACAGAAAGAAGGAUGGCAGUAGUGAUGUAUUGAAAGCUGGACAUUUUGACAUUAGUGAAGGUCUUCGAGCAGUAACUAAUCUUGUUAAUAAACAUCUUGGAAAAGGAAAAAGAAAAGGAAAUAGUCCGAAUGAAAAUGACGACGACGAUGAUGAUGAUGAUGAUGAUGACGAUGACGAUGAUGACGAUGAUGACGAUGAUGACGAUGAUGAUGAUGAUGAAGUCCACAGUGAUGGAAACGAUGGUAAACACAACAAUGAUGGUAAUAAUGAUGAUGGUGACAAUGAUGAUGGUGAAAACAGUUAUGUCACACGUGAUUAUAUCAAGAAACACGCAUUCAAUUCACACGUCGACUCGGACAUGAAAUUCAAACUAUACGUAUUUAUUGUCGUAUGUAUAGUCUUUAUCUGUAUCACUCUACUUAUCAGCAUAUCUAUAAGAUUAUACCAUACACUUGCCAAUAGGAAAAUUGUUGAUAUGAACAGAACGGUUCUUGCCUUCAAGGAUCGUGAAGAUAUUCCGGUCGUUCAGGGUAUACCCACUCCAUGGCUAAAUGCCUGA
This is a messenger RNA of Plasmodium gonderi, 3717 nucleotides long. RefSeq lists its product as hypothetical. NCBI's taxonomy places the organism in Eukaryota, Apicomplexa, Aconoidasida, Haemosporida, Plasmodiidae. The record is from RefSeq and is a predicted model, not a curated record. The transcript has a single exon. The coding region runs from base 1 to 3717 and encodes 1238 amino acids.